AUGCUUGCUGGGGAUAGACUAGCAAGAGGAGCCUGCGCAGGAAGAAGAAGAAGCCAUUCAGUGGCAGAGCAUAUUUUCCGUUGGAAUUCCAUCAUUGCCCAUGAGGCCCAGCAAAAUCCCCAAAAUGCCCUCUCCCUCUUCAAGCUGCAGCUGCCCUCCCUCUCCCCCAACAACUUCACCUUCCCUCACCUGCUCAAAGCCUGUGCCGCUCUGCGUUUGCUCCCCAUUGCCCAGCAAAUCCACUCCCACAUUGCCCGCCGAGGCCUCGUCUCCGACCCCUUCACCGCUGCCGCUCUUAUCCAUGCCUAUGGCAAAUGUAUGACCCCAGAAGGCGCCCGCAGAGUGUUCGACGAAAUGCCCCAGCGAGCCGUCGAUGCCAUUUCCUGGACUGCUCUCAUCUCAGCCCUGUCCACCAACGGCCUUGUAGCGCAAGCCUUCCAAGCCUUUGCUCAUAUGAAACGCACUACCGAGAUUGAUGUUGUAACCAUUGCUGCUGUCCUCUCGGCAUUUACGUCUGAUGAUUCGGAUUGUGUCCAUGAUUGCUUGCUCCACGGUGAAACAAUUCAUUCGAUUGUAGUCAAGCAUGGGUUCAUGUCAAACACCCGUCUGGCCAACACGCUCAUACACAUGUAUUCAAGAUGUGGGGCAGUUGACAAUGCAUCCAUAGUUUUUGAUGAGAUUCCCAUUGAACAAAGAGAUGUGGUGUCGUGGAACACGUUGAUUUCCGGCUUUUCACUGAAAAAAGGGAAUGCGGGCCGCGCUGUCUCCUUGUUUGACAACAUGGUUGCUGAAGCGGUACCUCCAAACAGAGUGACGCUGAUCGCCCUUUUCAAAUCCUGUGCAGACCUGGGCUGCAUUGAGACUUGUCAACGAAUUUACAACUAUGUAUCUUUGCAUUGUCCGUCGCUUCUGUCGUAUAAGGACGUGACUGUUUCAACAGCAUUGCUAGACAUGCAUGCCAAAUGUGGCGACUUGGAUCUGGCACUGCAAAUCUUCAACCAAAUUGAAGAGAAGAAUGUGGUGUGUUGGAGUGCUAUGAUCGCUGGCUAUGAGCAGGGUUCAUGGCCUGACAAAGCACUUAGAUUGUUCCGUCAAAUGCUAAUGAAAGUUAGGCCAAAUGCAGUUACUAUGGUGAGUGUCAUCGCUGCCUGCUCGAGGCUUGGAGUCUCCUGGCCCGGAAGGGUAGUUCACAAAUAUGUCAUAGCAACUGGGCUGGACUGCGAUGCUCGAGUUGUGUCUGCACUCAUAGACAUGUAUGCCAAAUGUGGUAAUAUACAGCUCGCCCGGCGGGUUUUUAAUAACAUUGACGGCAUCUGCCAAAGCACGGUCUCAUGGAGUGCAAUGAUCGGGGCAGAGGGCCUACAUGGAGAGGGAAGGCGGGCUCUUUGCCUCUUUAAAGAAAUGGAACGGCAGGGCUUCGCCCCCAAUGAAGUAACAUUUGUAUCCCUUUUGUCUGCAUGCAGCCAUGCUGGUUUGGUUGAAGAGGGGACAUCAUAUUUCAGAAGCAUGUUGAGAGAAUAUGGGGUCACUCCUACCGCCAAGCACUAUACCUGCAUGAUCGAUCUCCUUGGACGGGUAGGCUGCCUCAAUGAGGCACACGAUCUAAUCCAUAGCAUGCCCAUCGAGGCUGAUGCAGUCAUGUGGGGAUGUCUGUUAGGUGCAUGUCGUCUUCAUGCCAAUUGGGAGCUUGGAAAGAUUGUGGAGAAGCAGCUAUUGAAUCUGGAAGCAUGCAGUGUGGGCCACCAUGUUCUAUUGGCAAACAUGUACAGUGAGGCUGAGAGAUGGGAGGAUGUUGCUAGGAUAAGGGUAGGAUUGAAAAAGAAUGGGUUGUGGAAGAUUGCAGGGCGCAGCUUCGUCGAGAUUGGGAAUGUAGUAUAUGGCUUUACAGCAGAAGAUCGUUCAAAUCCUGAGUCGAAGUUGAUAUAUGAGACGUUGCAUGAUUUGGAUGAGCGGCUGAGGAUUGCUGGACUCGCAAAAGAAGAAUUGGACAGCCUAAUGAAGGGCCAAUAUCACAGUGAAAGAUUGGCCAUUGCCUUUGCAAUAAUGAAGAAUGCUUCUAUUAGUAAAACUACUGUGGAGGGAAAAGUAGAAGAGCCAAUUCAAAUUACUAAGAAUCUUCGCUUUUGUAGGGAAUGUCACACUUAUACAAAGUUGGUUUCGAAAAUUUGUAAGAGAGAGCUGGUCAUUAGGGAUUCCCACCGAUUUCAUCAUUUUAAAGAUGGGUUAUGUUCUUGUGGUGAUUAUUGGUGA
Molecule: messenger RNA, 2250 nt
Organism: Magnolia sinica
Lineage: Eukaryota; Viridiplantae; Streptophyta; Magnoliopsida; Magnoliales; Magnoliaceae
Product: pentatricopeptide repeat-containing protein At2g33760-like
Exons: 1
Coding region: 1-2250 (749 amino acids)
Biological process (GO): RNA modification
Molecular function (GO): zinc ion binding; RNA binding; protein binding
Source: RefSeq, a predicted model, not a curated record